AUGUCUGACACUAAGCCCUCUGCGCCAGUGCCCCCGACUGAGCUGGGCCGGUACCGCAUCCUCUCAUCUACGGCAGGAAUCCGCGUCUCCCCUCUGCAGCUCGGGGCCAUGUCUAUUGGCGAUGCCUGGUCCAAUGUCUUAGGCAGUACAGAUAAAACCCAAUCGUUUAAACUGCUCGACGCCUUUGUCGAAGCCGGUGGUAAUUUCAUCGACACCGCCAGUAACUACCAAAAUGAGCAGUCAGAAGAGUGGAUUGGCGAAUGGAUGGCCGAGCGCGGCAACCGGGACCAGCUGGUCAUUGCUACCAAGUAUACGUCGAACUACCGCUCGUACGCAGUUGGCAAAGGCAAAGCGCCCAAUAGCCACGGCAACCACCGGCGCUGUCUGCACGUGAGUGUGCGCGACUCUCUGAAGAAGCUCCGCACCGACUGGAUCGACAUCCUGUACCUGCACUUCUGGGACUACACGACGUCGAUUGAGGAAGUCAUUGACAGCCUGCACGUGCUAGUUCAGCAGGGCAAGGUGCUGUACCCGGGCAUUUCGGAUACGCCGGCCUGGAUCGUGGCAGCCGCCAAUGAGUAUGCGAAAGCGCACGGUAAGACGCCGUUUAGCAUUUACCAGGGGCGCUGGAAUGUACUUCGUCGUGACUUUGAACGCGAGAUCAUUCCCAUGGCACGCCAUUAUGGCAUGGCGCUUGCGCCCUGGGACGUGCUCGGUGGCGGGCAUUUCAAGACAAAGGAAGUGCUUAAGGCGCGGCAGCGCAGCGGCGAGGGCGUGCGCUCCUUUAUGGGUGGCGUAACAGAGGCCGAAGAGCGUAUCAGCGCUGCUCUCGAAAAGGUCGCCGAGGAGCACGGCAUCAAGUCUCUAACUGCUGUAGCGAUAGCGUACGUCAUGGCCAAGACGACGAAUGUCUUCCCGAUAAUCGGCGGCCGGAAGGUCGAGUACCUGCAUGACAAUAUCCAGGCGCUGAAGAUGCGGCUCACUCCAGAGCAGAUUGCCUACCUGGAGAAUAGCAGCCCGCUCGACAUCGGCUUCCCGACCAACUUCAUCGGCGAGGAUCCGCACGUCAAGGGUGAAUCGGGACCGGAUCACGUUUCCAGUGCUCCAAUGGCUUGGGUCAAGUAUCCCAAGUCUAUCGAUCAGGCGUAG
Messenger RNA from Lasiodiplodia theobromae, 1149 nucleotides. RefSeq names its product putative aryl-alcohol dehydrogenase Aad14. Bases 1 to 1149 code for a protein of 382 amino acids. Lineage: Eukaryota; Fungi; Ascomycota; Dothideomycetes; Botryosphaeriales; Botryosphaeriaceae. The record is from RefSeq and is a predicted model, not a curated record. The transcript is spliced from 2 exons.